Symbiodinium sp. CCMP2592 is the source of this 351-nucleotide messenger RNA. Lineage: Eukaryota; Dinophyceae; Suessiales; Symbiodiniaceae. The record is from the annotation of a GenBank genome assembly.
AUGGAGCUUGCGCUGGCACCGGAACGACCGCUGCCUGUUUGGGACGCGGAACAUGUUUUUUGUGCAGAGGCGAUGGCCUCCACUGCACGGACGGGGGCAAACCUGGUGAAAGUGUUCAGCGCCAGCGGCUCCGUUCUGUGCAGCACCCUCCUUUCCAUUGGCCUCUUCGACUGGAGGCCGCAAAGUGCUUGGGUGGCAUCGGCAACCCUCGCAGCCUGUUCGCUUUGUCUCUAUUACGGAGACCAAAGAGCUCUCUACCGACCUGACAUGGAACUCCCCGGCUUGGCGAACCUUCUUGGCUCCAGGUUUCAUGGCCUUGCUGUUUUCGACGAAGCUCCCAAAAUGGUCUGA